Amyelois transitella is the source of this 2967-nucleotide messenger RNA. RefSeq lists its product as uncharacterized. The record is from RefSeq and is a predicted model, not a curated record. The transcript is spliced from 2 exons. The coding region runs from base 158 to 1270 and encodes 370 amino acids. NCBI's taxonomy places the organism in Eukaryota, Metazoa, Arthropoda, Insecta, Lepidoptera, Pyralidae.
CGAACUAAAUAUGUAAGAAAACUUAUUUUCACAAAUAUGAUUAGAAUUUGGUUUUAAUAUAAAGUACUGUGUUCUGUUGUUCGGAUAAUCACAUAACUGAUUGAGAAAACAAUACGAAUCUCGAGACGGAAGAAAAGUUAAGUCAAGGUGUUGGAAAAUGGACAGAUUUAUAACGAAGCGAAAACGUAGCCCUCCUGAUAAUAACAGCUCUCAAAAUAGUAACCAGACUACUAAACCUGAUCAUUCAACUAAGAAGAAAUGUUUAAGUCCUAGCAUACCUGGCCCUUCAUGUACUGACGCACUAACAAAACCUACCCAGCCACAAGAAUCAAAUCAUUCCAACGGUUUCAGUCUGCUAGACAAAUCAAAUCCAUCUUACAAAAAAAAACCACAAGCCUUACUUGAUACUUGUAACGAAAAUGAAGGAAUCCAGAUAGCAACAAGUAAUGACGAGCAUAAAAAAAUUAUUCCAACCAAAUCUAAAAAAGCAUCGGAUAAGACUGAAAAACAUUUAUAUGUUUUUAGCGAGAAAUGGUUGGAAAUUAAAGAACUCUCAGAGUGGCUAGUUUCAGACACAGUUAAAGGCACAAUCAGUGCAAAAUGCAAAUACUGUCAAACUACGUUACCCAACCACAAGCCGCACUUGAUACGGCACUCUGAAACUGAUAAACACAAAUCAAUAAUGAAAGCGAUUAAAUCCACAUCAAAUAUUAAAGAAUCAUUAAAACCAUCAGAUGAAGAUCUCUCAGCAAAAAAAGGUGAACUUAAAAUUGCUGCAAUGCUGGCUACAAAUAAUUUACCAUUCCUCUUAUCAGACACUCUAGUUAGCUUAAUAGCGGACAUUUGCCCUGAUUCGAAAAUUGCUCAGAAGAUGAAGAUGGGUCGUACGAAAGCAACAGCAGUUGUAACACAAAUUUUAGGGCCCAGUCUUCGAAGUACUUUGCAUGAUUAUUUAAAACAACUCGGUAAUUUCUUUUGCCUAAUAAUGGAUGAAACAACUGAUGUUGGAACAAAAAAACAAUGUGCGAUGACAGUAAUAUAUUGUAACAAAGAAUUUAAAAUAGAAACAGAAUUCUUCGAUUUGCUGGAAAUGGCUUCAGGUACGGCUGAUGACUUGUAUAACGCAUUAAUACAGAGCGUUGAAACUAAAAAAAUCCCACUAGAAAACUUAGUGGGAUUUUCUUCAGACACGACGAACGUAAUGGUGGGUGAAUAUAAUUCUGUGUUCGCCAAAUUGAAAGAAAGACUUCAAUAUUACUUUUCAGUCUGAAUCGCCAUUACUUCAUAAACUGAAACCAGCCGUAGAAGGGCUCAUCCGCACCAUUGCAACUAACUUCAUUGAUUUACAUCACGUCAAAAACACGCCUCCUCUAGAGAUCGAACAUAAAAACCCAAGGUUGUACUUGCCUUUGGAAAAUUUGUACCUUGGUGUUCUUGUGAACUCAAGCCUCAACGAGGUUGAAAAUGAGGUUAGAAAAGAGGACCUGGAAAGAUUCAAACUAGAUUGCCUGGCAUUUUAUGUUGAAGUUAUAGAACAAAUAAAACAAAGAUUUAUAUUUACAGACCCAAUUUAUGACAUAAUCCAAAUAGUCCAACCAAAAAUUAUGAAAUCCUUUGAUCCACAAAUGAUAAAUUCAAUUUUAAACAGAUUUCCUUUUUUAGCCCCCACAUAUCUGAAUAAAAAUGCAUUAAUAAACGAAUGGCGGGAGUACUGUUUAUUAGAUCUGACAAGUUUGGACGACAGUAUAUCGAUUCAAAUGAAUGCUGCUGAUUUUUGGACAAAAGUGUUUAAAUUAAAAGACAUUGGUGGCACAGAAAAAUUCAAAAAUUUAAAAAUUCUGAUAGGAUUUCUAUUAAUUUUGCCUUUUUCUAAUGCCUCAGUGGAAAGAGUAUUUAGCAAACUAAAGCUGAUAAAGACUGAACAUCGGAAUCGCCUCAAUACCGAAACUAUUGCCGCAUUAAUGGCUACUAGUUCAUCUAUACAACAACAAGGUGAUUUUGAACCCAGCACUUUUAUGUUAAAUAAGAAGAUACAGUACUCAAAUUAAUAUGAUUUGAUAGUGAAGUGAUACAACAUGAAAUUACCUCUUUUGUAAACUUUAAAAACUCAUGAUUUCGACAUACCUAAAUAAAUGUUUAUUGUAUCUGUAGAGAAAUAUUACCAAUUUUGUAGAUUGAAAUGAAAACUAUUAACUUGCAUUGAGCAUGGGUGCAGGCUAAGUAUUACGUAUUUUGGAAUGAAGUAAAGCAUGUCUACAGACAGAAUGAAACAUAUCCAAACUAUUAAACUAUUGAAGCUUCAAGCAUGUACUAGCAAGUUAUUUAUUUAUAAACUCGUGGUAAGUUAAAUUAUUAUUUUACGAGCAUUUUUCAACAUUUCAGCAAAACCAUACGGGUCGGGAUACUUCUGCAAGAACUAGAUAAUAAAGUAGAAUAUUAUUACCGAUUGCCAAUAUCGAACAAAUUCAUUUGUAAAUCAAUUAUAUUAUAUCGCUUUUUUCUAACCUAUGGUCGCAGACAGCCAACUCGAAGGAAAAAAAUCUAGUUUUUGCAGAAUCCCGACCCAACCGUACCUUGAAGUUGAAAACCGUACUUUUUCAGAAAGUCAACAGUCCUUUUUUGGGAAAUCAUACUGGCAACACUGGCUAAUACCAAAAGCAAAUCCCAAAUAAGGGAUGUGAUAAUUCUUAUCUUGGUAAUGAAUGUAGCUAUAUAACAAUAUCAACAUUUUUUGUAACAUAUAGGCGGAGUAAUGUGUUUAUGAUAAUAACAUUCAUCUCCAAAAGUUUAUUGCGCUUAUAUUUUAUCUAACUUGUUCUUAUUAAUCGUAAAAUGCAAUCAACUGUUCAGAAUGCUGAUAAAACUAGUUUCAUCGAGAUCGCACGGAAAUUCCAACAAUCUUCACUUUAAAUUUCCGUGUUAUUUGUAUCGAUUUUCUUUCAAAAAUUAUCUUCAAACGCAUAAAAA